GGGCCCUGGGAGGGGCGCAGCGUCCGGCGGCGUCGCGGGUGGCGGGCGGCGGGCGGCGGGCCGGCGGGAGGGGCGGCGGGGGCAGACAAAGCCGCGGCUAAUGAAUGGAAGCGCGUCGGCCCGGCGCCUUGCGUCGUUUGCAGCCGGGCGGGAGCCGCGCCGGCCCGAGUCCCGCGCCCGAGAUUCCUGUCCAGUGUGGACCCUGGAAUGUGAGCAGUUCUGGCAAGUGCAGCUGCCAGAAUGUCAGUAAUGGUCAGCACCAUGCUCUCCAUGUGUGCUUCUCUGCCUGGCAUCAGCCCCUCCAGCUGCCGGUCUCACUUUCCUCUUCAAUGUGACAGUCGCCUUACAAGGGCAGGGAAGCUGAUAGAGACAGAAAUCAAGAGAUGGGGGAGACCGAGAGACACCUGCAUCACUGCUUCACCACUUGUAAUGUGAAAGGACCAUCAUGCUACCCAGAGGACUGCGGUUGAUCUUGAAGAUGAAGAACAGGUCUCCACUUUGUAAAUUUGUGUCGACACUGUGAAGUAACUAACAGAGCUCCUGGCAGACGGUGGCGGCCUGUGUCCUGAUAUGAGAUGCUCAGAAGUCACACAUGCUCUUUCUCACUCAGAUGUCUGGUUAUUUACAAACAUCCCAAAAGAUAGUUCUGUUGAGGAAGAAAAAACUGAAUAAGCAGAACAUUUGGGGACACACAUGAGCACUUGGAUCCAUUUUUUUUUACCCACAUAAGAUAUUAACAUGAUGAGGUAGCCAGACAGUUAUGGUCAGUCAUGGAGAAUAGCCCAGAAACCUGCCCCAAAGGGGAUAGUGGUUUUGUUUCUGAUAAAAUAAGUUUUAAAAUAGAAGAAGAAGAUGAAGAUGGCAUUCCUAAUAAUCACAGUUUGGAAAGCGUGGACUUUAAAAAAGAGCAUGAGGGUCGGAAGCCAGCUGAUAGCGGUGAUGAACAGGCUGAAGACGGGGAAGCAAACCGCAGCCAUGCGCUGCCCGGAAGGCACCUGUCCCCUGACAAUGAGGAUGACUGCGGGGCCCUGUUCUCUCAGUACAGCAGCACGCUCUACAAUGUGGCCAUGGAGGCCGUCACCCAGAGCCUUCUCUCCAGCCGGAACAUCAGCUCCAGGAAGAAGUCUCCAGCUUGGAAGCAUUUUUUCAUCUCUCCUCGGGAUAGCACUAAAGCAAUAUGUAUGUACUGUAUGAAAGAGUUCAGCAGAGGAAAGAACGAGAAGGACCUGAGUACGAGUUGUCUCAUGAGGCAUGUGAGGCGCGCUCACCCCACUGAGCUCAUUCAGGACAACGGAAGUAUGGCAGCUCUAGCCUCUCUCUCUCCCCCUUCAUUGCUGCUCCCACCACAGCCUGCAGACGCCGGAGACUUGAGCCCCGUACUCUCACCCGUUAAACUUGUCCCCAAAAUGGCAUCUAAGAUUCCAUCCCCUGAUCAGAUAACCGAGGAAUCUAUGUCUUUAGUUUUGCCUGAAGAAGUCUCCUGCAAUGUGUCUGUCUCUGAGAAGUAUAGCAGGGAAGAAUCCCUGAGGGGAUUGCCUCCUCCCCUCCCCACACUCCAUUUUGAUGAAACUGUGGAGAACGGAACUGAGAAAAGCCUACCCCUCCCAAAGAGCACGUCUGGUUCCAGGAGAAGGUCAGCCGUUUGGAAGCACUUCUACCUGUCGCCUCUGGACAACUCCAAAGCUGUCUGCAUCCACUGCAUGAACGAGUUCAGCAGAGGGAAGAACGGGAAGGACCUGGGCACAAGCUGCCUCAUCAGGCACAUGUGGCGGGCGCACCGCUCCAUUGUGCUGCAGGAGAAUGGGGGGGGCACGGGCAUCCCACCCCUGUACUCGGCUCCGCCUACCCUGCUGCCUGCCCUGCCGUCUCUGGAAGGAGACCCCAACUCUCUGUCUUCGUCUCCAGGGAAGCUGGCCCCAGAGUCCCCCUCCGCCUCCUCUUCCCCUGACCGGCUACCUGAAGACCUGCAGUCGCAGCUGCACCCCGGAGAGGCACUGAUGGAAGAUGCGUCGGUGUUGUCAUCCUCUGAUGACGUUGGUGAGACCUCACUGGUGUCCUCUCCUGAGAAGCAGCAAGGCGACAGGUUGAGCCCUAGACUGUUUGAAUCUGGUGCUGUGUUCCAGCAGAACAAAAAGGUUAUGAAGAGACUCAAGUCUGAGGUGUGGCACCACUUUUCCUUAGCCCCCAUGGACAGUCUCAAAGCUGUAUGCAGGUACUGCAGCUGUGUCAUCAGCCGGGGAAAGAAGGGUGACGUGGGCACCAGCUGUUUGAUGAGGCAUCUGUACAGGCGCCACCCCCAAGUUGUUGGCAACCAGAAGGGCUUUUUAGGGGCAAGUUUGGCCAAUUCUCCAUAUGCUACUCUGGCUUCUGCAGAAAGUUCCUCCUCCAAAUUAACUGGCUUGCCAGCAAAGGUGACAAAAAAUAGUCAGGUUAUGAUUCCCGUUAAUAGUAAAAAGACCUCAAAGUUGUGGAAUCACUUUUCUAUAUGCUCUGCAGAUCCUACUAAAGUUGUGUGCUUGCACUGUGGCCGGACAAUAAGCAGGGGGAAGAAACCAACAAACUUGGGCACCAGUUGUCUCCUGAGACACUUACAGAGGUUCCACGGCAAUGUCCUGAAGACGGAUGUCCCCCAGACCACCCGCUCCUCUUCUCCAACCCCCCCAGUGCCCCCAAACUCAGAAUCAUCAGGAACUUCCUUCUUCGACAGCACCAGUGAGAAGUUUUAUGACUCUCAUCCAGUUGCCAAAAAAAUCACAAGUCUCAUUGCUGAAAUGAUUGCACUUGACCUCCAGCCAUACUCUCUUGUAGACAAUGUUGGCUUUAGCAGGCUGCUCGAAUACUUGAAACCUCAGUACUCCUUACCCUCCCCUUCUUACUUCUCCAGGACUGCGAUCCCAGGUAUGUAUGAUAAUGUGAAGCAGAUCAUCAAGUCGCAUCUUAGGGAGGCCGAGAGUGGUGUGGUCCACUUCACCUCUGGAAUAUGGAUGAGCAACCAGACCCGAGAGUACCUGACACUCACUGCCCACUGGGUCACCUUUGAGUCCUCAGUCCGUCCACACUGUGAGGACCACCACUGCUCAGCCCUUCUAGACGUGUCUCAGAUUGACUGUGACUACAGUGGCAACAGCAUACAGAAGCAGCUGGAAUGCUGGUGGGAAGCCUGGGUAACCUCCACUGGUCUUCAGAUCGGCAUCACAGUGACUGACAACCCCAGCAUAGGAAAGACACUGAACGAGGGCGAACACUCGAGCGUGCAGUGCUUCAGCCACACCGUGAAUCUCAUUGUCAGCGAAGCCAUUAAGAGCCAGAGAAUGGUCCAGAACUUACUUAGCAUCGCACGGAAGAUAUGCGAACGGGUGCAUCGGUCACCCAGAGCAAAAGAGAAGCUAGCGGAGCUGCAGAGGGAAUAUGAGUUGCCACAGCACCAUCUUAUUCAAGAUGUCCCAUCCAAAUGGAACACUUCCUUCCAUAUGCUUGAACGACUCAUUGAACAGAAAAGGGCCGUCAACGAGCUGUCGAUCGAGUGUAAUUUCAGAGAGCUGAUCAGCUGUGACCAGUGGGAGGUCAUGCAGUCUGUGUGUCAUGCCUUGAAGCCGUUCGAUGCUGCGAGUCAGGAAAUGAGCAGCCACGUGUCCACUCUGAGCCAGGUCAUCCCCAUGAUCCACAUUCUGAACAGGAAGAUCGAGAUGCUCUUUGAGGAGACGAUGGGCAUUGACUCCAUGCUGAAGUCUCUGAAGGAAGCCAUGGUGAGUCGAUUGUCUGCCACCCUUCAUGACCCCAGGUACAUCUUUGCUACACUGCUGGACCCUCGUUACAAAGCCUCUCUGUUCUCUGAGGAAGAGGCGGAACAGUACAAGCAGGAUUUAAUCAGGGAACUAGAAUUGCUGAAUUCUACCUCAGAUGACACACCUGUCUCCAAUGGGCAUGAGCCAGAGACCCCACCACAGAGCUCUGCUGGGGAGGAGAGCCUGUGGUCACUCAUGGCCAAGAUGAAAAAGACAGGCUCUCGGGAGAAGACCCGGGUACCUGAAGAUACGGUUCUGGCCUACCUGGAGGAGGAGGUGCUGGAACACAGCUGCGACCCCCUCACCUACUGGAACCUGAAGAGGGCAGCCUGGCCAGGCCUCUCCACUCUGGCUGUCAGGUUUUUAGGCUGUCCCCCGAGCAUUGUCCCUUCGGAAAAGCUGUUCAACACACCCACGGAGAGCAGUUGCUUUGGCCAGUCUAGGCUCAUGAUGGAACAUUUUGAAAAACUGAUCUUUUUGAAAGUGAACCUCCCCUUAAUAUGCUUUCAGUAUUGAAACUCAGAUGGAGCCACCAGACUCAAAUACUGUUGCUCAGUAGGCAUCAGCCACUUGUCCUGGGGCCAAUGGCUCGCUCGGGCGGGCCUGUGUGACGAGACCAGGCACUCAGGUCUAUGCGAAUUCCAUUGCCCAGCCCUCCCGCAGUGUCUGCUUGUGCCUUAUACCUUGUCCAUCAGGCCAGGUAUCACCAGGUUUCAUGGUGUGUGUUUUAGCAAGUCCAUUAGAAAUAACCUGUCUCGUCAAUUAUGAAAUAACGAUGAUUAGGUUUGAAUUUAUAACUGUCAAGUUUUUGGUUUUUUUUUAUAAGUUGGGGGUUUAGUAAUUUGUUUUACUAGAAUGGCUGAGAAGAUGUAAACAGUUUCAUUCUGUAGGCUUUUUAUUCAAUUAUGUAAAAACCACAAAUCAGGUACUGUAUGUUAGUUAAAAAUUGCUUUAAUUGCAACACAACAGCUUUCAUAGCUGUCAAAUGAAAUUUGUAAAUAGGAGGUGGAGUUCAAGCCAUCCUGACUGAGCAGGUUAUAACUGCAGGCACUAAAAUGUUGAACACAGAAUAUUCUGGAAGGUAACUUUUUUACUACUACAGAGAUGCAGAAUUUGAAGACAAAAUUAAAUGUUAGUGAAUCCUGGAUGUCACUUCAGUGGUGAUUUGGUGAAGAGGAUGUCCCGUUUUACGUUUUAUAUUCAGGUUCUUAUGGUCAGUUAAGGCAGCAUCCUCACUACCUGUAACAGGCCCCUUUAUGCCUGUUGUUCAGCCAGUACACAACAUGACACGUUUACGGCUGUCCCAUUGGUUAAACCUCUAAGCCUCUGACUUGGUGUCUACACGAUGAAGCUAGCUUUUGAAAUUUGAAAUGUGUGCACUGACCCCCAGUUUGAUCAAACUCCCAGUAUAAAAUUUGUUUUUCAAAGAGAUGGCUAAUUAAGCAAGAAAUUGUUUCAUUACUUUGGAAGAAUAGCCUUAGAUGUUUAGAUUUUACUGUUCCCCCAUAAAUAAGGGAAGAUUUAGCCAUCGCUGGGGUAUUUUAGAAUCCUAAGGACAUCGGAAUGAAAUCCUAGUUGUCAAGAUCCUAUAAACAAUGACAUUUCUUCAGUUUUGCUUCAACAUGUGGAAAAGAUUUCAUUUUUAUCAUUUCAAACCAAUUAAACAUUCUGGGUGAAACAGGUAACUCAAUUUAUUUGCCUAUGACCUUUUAGAAAAGUUGUUAAAAUACUGUAUUAUUAAUCUGAAUUUGCAUUGACUAUGUUUUAGUGUAUUUAUAAAUGACGAACACAGUUUUUGAAAUUAAACUUUUUAUUUGCAAUUUUC
Molecule: messenger RNA, 5610 nt
Organism: Erinaceus europaeus (western European hedgehog)
Lineage: Eukaryota; Metazoa; Chordata; Mammalia; Eulipotyphla; Erinaceidae
Gene: ZBED4
Product: zinc finger BED-type containing 4
Exons: 4
Coding region: 771-4301 (1176 amino acids)
Molecular function (GO): protein dimerization activity; DNA binding
Source: RefSeq, a predicted model, not a curated record